Messenger RNA from Anopheles darlingi, 1400 nucleotides. Its product is annotated as collagenase-like. The transcript has 3 exons. The record is from RefSeq and is a predicted model, not a curated record. Gene Ontology annotation, biological process: proteolysis. Gene Ontology annotation, molecular function: serine-type endopeptidase activity. Bases 302 to 1258 code for a protein of 318 amino acids. NCBI's taxonomy places the organism in Eukaryota, Metazoa, Arthropoda, Insecta, Diptera, Culicidae.
CACUCGUCGGACAAAGUAUAGAAGAGAGUAUUCCACUGUCCAGAGGGUUUCGAUAACAUCGGAAGUAGAUAGCGCGCCUGCUCAACAACCUUUUCCACUUGCGUUUUCAAAGUGGUAGGCGGCGUUGUCGAUUCUAAUCGGAACGGGCGACGGGCUCCUCCGGUCUCGAACGAUAUAAGAAAGUUUGUGCGAAACGUUAUGCUUGUUCAAAUCGCAAGCUUCGAUCCGCACAUAACCGCACCGUAUCGCUCGCUACUUCUGCAAGCUCGGAUUCCGACGACCAUUUUGAUCAUUCGACAUCAUGGAGCGUUGCGUUGUUGCACAACGUUGUGCCCGCCGAAGUUUGGUAAAGAAAGUUUUGCCACGUGUAGUAAUAGUGUUACUAGGAGCUACGAUACUUUCUAUCCAAUGCGUCAGCAGCAGCACUACAGAGCUUGAUAUUUUUCCGCUUCCCAGACACCGAUUGACCAACGCAAUGAAAAUGGGCCCCCCGAAGAAGCCGCUCAGCCAACUGGCCAAAAUUGUGAAUGGGCAAACGGCACACGAAGGUCAAUUUCCGUGGCAGGUAUCGAUCCGUGCGGCUCUUGGUCGAUCUGUAACCGUGUGCGGGGGCUCACUGAUUGAUGCGCAGUGGGUUCUGACUGCAGCACACUGUGCACACGAUUACAACGUGUUCCAAAUAGGUAUGGGAUCGAUACAUCUUAAUAUGGCCCGACUUACGAUGUCAGCAGUGGUCAAACAUGUGCACCCCGAGUUUGAUCCGUGGAAACUGACCAACGAUGUGGCACUCAUACGACUGCCGUCAGGCGUACCAUACAGUCUGGAGAUCUAUCCGGUCCAUCUACCGAUCACCGUUGCCGCGCAGGAAUCAUUCGUCGGUCACAAAGCGAUCGUAUCCGGCUUCGGGCGUACAUCUGACGCUAUUCAAUCGAUUUCGACGGAGCUAAAGUACGAAUCUUUACGCAUCAUAUCAAACGCCCAAUGUGCCACCGUCUAUGGUAGUUCAAUCAUACGCAAUACAACGUUAUGCGCCGUCGGCUGGGAUCGCUCAAACCAGAACGUUUGUCAGGGGGAUUCUGGAGGCCCGAUGGUAAUACAGCAGGCUAACAACGGCAUUUGGGUACAAAUUGGCAUCGUGUCGUUUGUCUCCAGCCGUGGAUGCAGUACCGGUGAUCCAUCGGGAUACAUUCGCACCGUCAACUACUUAGACUGGAUUGCAAGAACAACAGCCCUGCGUACACUAGCCUCAGUUUCGUAAACGUUUCGAGGACUCUUAAGGACGAUCCUACACCCUACCCUCCCUUCUCGAUAGACAUACUAAAACGCUGCUGCUUUGACCUUCGACAAUUCAAUGUCUUAUUGUGCUUGCUAGGCUCACCAGCUGGUGCGCGCUAAUUGAA